Dichomitus squalens LYAD-421 SS1 is the source of this 1448-nucleotide messenger RNA. Its product is annotated as kinase-like protein. Gene Ontology annotation, cellular component: nucleus; mediator complex. Gene Ontology annotation, molecular function: cyclin-dependent protein serine/threonine kinase activity; ATP binding; RNA polymerase II CTD heptapeptide repeat kinase activity. The record is from RefSeq and is a predicted model, not a curated record. Gene Ontology annotation, biological process: protein phosphorylation. Lineage: Eukaryota; Fungi; Basidiomycota; Agaricomycetes; Polyporales; Polyporaceae. Bases 64 to 1359 code for a protein of 431 amino acids. The transcript is spliced from 6 exons.
GUCCGCCAUGCUAGACACCCUCGGCCCUCGCGCUCUCUGCACUCUUACUGCUCCACGCGACCGAUGGAUCACAACCUGCUCGUGUCUGACCCUAUGCGACUCUACCGCGCCAAGCGCGACAGCGCUCGCAAGCGGGUAACGGACAAGUACACCAUCCUCGGCUUCAUCUCCUCCGGGACGUAUGGCAGAGUCUACAAGGCGCAGAGCAAGGACGUCGACGGGCGAAUACAUGCCAUCAAGAAGUUCAAGCCCGACAAGGAGGGAGACGUCGUGACGUAUACCGGCAUCAGCCAAAGUGCAAUUCGUGAGAUCGCCUUGAACAGGGAGAUCACGCACGAAAACGUCGUUGCGCUCAAGGAAGUCAUUCUGGAAGACAAGUCUAUCUACAUGGUGUUCGAGUAUGCCGAGCACGACUUUUUGCAAGUUAUACACCACCACUCGCAAACGUUGCGGCAGUCCAUCUCGGUGGCGGUUCUCAAGUCGCUGACGUACCAGCUGUUGAACGGCCUGUUGUACCUGCAUGAUGCACACAUCAUUCAUCGCGACCUCAAGCCGGCGAACAUCUUGAUCACCUCGUCCGGCGUGGUCAAGAUCGGGGACCUGGGUCUGGCACGGCUGACCCAUCAGCCUCUCAUGCCGCUGGUGGCGGGCGACAAGGUGGUGGUGACGAUCUGGUAUCGCGCGCCGGAGCUGCUGCUCGGUGCGAAACAUUACAACAAGGCGGUGGACAUCUGGGCGGUGGGAUGUGUGAUGGCGGAGUUGGCGAGCCUGCGUCCGAUAUUCAAGGGAGAGGAGGCGAAGCUGGACUCGAAAAAGAACGUGCCGUUCCAGAAGGACCAGUUGCUGAAGAUUUUCGAGAUAUUGGGCACGCCGUCAGAACGCGAGUGGCCAAAGGUCAAGGACCUUCCGGAAUACGACGGCAUGAAGCGUUUAGACCAUUACAGCAACCGGUUGCAAGAGUGGUGUCAGUCUCGGAUGCCUAAUGGGGCGCAGCUGUUGAAAGAGCUGUUUGCGUACGAUCCAGACAAGCGGCUGACGGCGGGGGAGGCGCUGCAGCACCGGUGGUUCCGAGAGGAACCGUUGCCUACUCGAAACGCGUUCGUAUCGCUGUCGGCUGAGCGUGUGCCGCCGCACCGGCGGAUUACGCAGGACGACGCGCCGUCGAUGAUGCCACUGGGGGCGGGGGGGUCUCAUGUGCAGGGGCAGGUGUCGCAGAUGCAGGCGACUGCGCAGGCACAUCUGUCUCAGCAGCUGUCGCACUCGCACUCGAACCAGUCGGGGAAGGCAGGGAGUGCGGCGAGCUUUGCUAGUGUGAGCGGAGGGGGAGGGCCGUCGCGGAAGAAGGCGAGGCUGGGGUAGAUUGAAUAUUACAGUAUAGCAUAUGCACACCGCCAUCUUUGCUGUAGGAGGCCGAGUGUGCGAGUGUAAGGACCCAUAUAUAUGUAAGG